GUGGUUGUGCCGGAGCUUGGAGGUGACGGAGCUCUGGGGCAGCGCUGGGAUGGCGGUGACGCUCGCAGGGUCCCCACUGCUCCCUCUUCUUGCUUUCUUGGUGAUGGGGCAUGGAGCAAGCUGGGGAGAGGAGUGACUGCAGUAACCCCACAGGGACCCUCUGUGCGGUUGUGCCUUCUGCCCGGGAAGCUGAGGCACGCGUGGGGCAAAGCAGCGUGUCUAAGGUCAUCACCCACCCCAGGCCUGAGCUGCUCCUGGGCUCUGCCCUUUGGGGUGCGCUGCUGCCCCCCAACCCGGGGAGGUGCUGGGUGCAGGGCGAGCAGCAGCACUGCCCUCACCCCUCCCCCUGCCUCACUUUCCCCUCUGCAUCGCUGCUCCCAGCCAGCCUGUCCCCACCGGCCGCUGCGGUGCUUCUCAGCAGCACUCCCAGAGCCAGACGUAGAGAGGUGUCCCCAAUUCCUCCUUGUUUUUUAGCCUGCUUUGACUGGCGUGCAAAGGAAAGGGAAACGUAUUUGCAAGGGUGUAGCCUGUAAAGAAUCGCUGCUCGUCAGCCUGCGCUGCCGUGGGUGUUGGAGAGGAGAGCAGUGAGAGGCGGAGGGCGGCUGCUGCAGCCAGGGCUCUCCCGCGCCUGCCCCCGGCAGCAGACCUUGGUUAUCCCUCGCUCGGUGCAGAGGCCGAUCUUUCCCGGCACUGGUCGGCAUCACCACGCACCUUCGCCGGCACAACUGCUCGUGCUGCCCGCGGUCCCUGGGAGGGUCGUGUUAGUGCUCGUUUGUUGAGGGAUCGAUGCGCAGGCUGGCUUGCGCUCGUGUACGCUUGUGCAAAAACCCAGCGUGCACCUUCCUGUGCGUGAGCUGGCGCCUGGGGUCCCCGCAGGGUGCUGCGGAGGAGUUUUUCAAUCUAAGGGAUGGAUUUUUGUAGCUCCCUCCUUUAAACGUGCAUUUAAGCUGCAGCUGAGCACAAUUCAGGGGCGAGUGCUGGCAAGUGGCAGCAUGGGCUCUCCCGUGUGCCUGUGCUGACGCUGGCAGCCAGCGAGGGGUCUCUGCCUGCGGCUUCUGCAGGUGACAUCAGAGAAGUGACCUGGGGGUGUCAAAAUAUCUCUUAGCUUGUGACACUGGUGGGGAAAGAGCCUUGCAAAGCUGCUGCCCACGAACUGAGCUCUGCAGGCGUGUGCGUGCCUUUCCAUCUGCACAUGAGAGUUUUGGGGGAUGGUUUGGUUCAGAGAGGGUAGAGAGGGUCCCGACGGCCGGGAGAGGUCUCUGCUGUGGCGCCCAUGCUCCUGCCACGCUGCGGCUUGACCCUUGUCUGUGUUUCCUCCUCUCUCUGCGGGCGAGGAUCCCCGGACAGGAGGUCUCUCUUCGUGCCUGUCCACCAUGCCAGCACCCCGCCACCACCUAGGCUGAGCAUGCUGGCAUCCGGACUUACUUCUUCAGCGCCGAGAACACGGAGGAGCAGGAGUCCUGGAUCCAAGCCAUGGGCGAAGCUGCCCGGGUGCAGAUCCCCCCGACCCAGAGGCACGAGAAACCAGACUCUGAAAACAUCCCCCCCAGCAAACACCACCACCACCACCGCAACGCUACCCACCGUGAGCACCCCAAAGCCGACCCUGACACCAAGACCCGGGGGGAAGGCGAUGGCCGUGGCUCGGAGAAGACUGAGAGGAAAUCGGAGAGGACAGAGAGCAAGAAAGAGCCCUUGGCCAAAGCCAACGGCAUCGCUGGGCAGGAGGUGCCCUCAGAGCCUGGCAGUCCUUACCCCGAGGCACCCCGGGUGCCGGCAAGCGUGGAGCGGCCACCCCAGGCCAACGGCUGGCCGUACGCAUCUCCCAGCCGCCCCGGCAGCACCGCAUACCCCCCGCCCGACGGGGAGAGCGUGGCCCACCGCCGGGGCUUUGCCCCCCGCACCAACCCUGAGAAGAUCGCCCAGCGCAAGAGCUCCAUGACGCAGCUGCAGCAGUGGGUGAACUCGCGCCGGGGGAACAUGCCCCCCGAGGAGCUGCGGAGCCCCACCAGGUUUUACCCCGUGUCUCGCCGAGUGCCCGACUACUAUUCCCCCUACUCACCCCAGUACCCCGAGGACUACCAGUACUACCCGCCCGGGGUGCGCCCCGACAGCAUCUGCUCCAUGCCCGCCUACGAGCGGGUGAGCCCGCCCUGGGCACUGGAGGACAAGCGGCAUUCCUUCCGCAACGGGGGCACCUACCAGCUCCGCGACUGGAAGGAGCACCCCGGUUUUGGCCGGCAAGAUGUCCCGCUCUGGCUGCCCGGUCCUGGGAGGCAACCAACCUACUUGGACGAGGUGGAUGCAGCCUCGGGCUCUCUGCGACGGAUGUCACUGCAGCCCCGCUCCCGCUCCGUGCCCCGCUCGCCCAGCCAGGGAUCCUACAGCCGGGCGCGGGUAUACUCCCCGGUUCGCUCACCCAGCGCCCGCUUUGAGCGGCUGCCACCCCGGGGAGAGGAGAUUUACGCUGACCCCACCACCUUCAUGAUGAGGCGAUCCAUCAGUUCUCCAAAGUAUGACUAUCUGGGCGACAGACGGCCCAUCCCUGCGGGAAUGUAUCCGUACCACUAUCCGGCAUCCCCCACUGUCCAUGACAAAAUGGAUGAACUUUUAGACCUUCAGUUGCAAAGAAACCUAGAGUAUUUGGACCAGCAGAUGAGUGAGAGCGAAACCCUGAUCAGUAUGGUGAACAGGAUGGUGGAGACCUCCUCCCCUAGGGCUCAGCUCUACAUGCAAGUGACGCCCUUCCCGGAGGCCUACAGGGAGACAGUGCACGCCUACAAGAUAAGCGAGCAAGACACUGAUAAGCUGCUGGGGAAGCUCUGUGAGCAGAACAAGGUGCUUCGGGAGCAGGAGAGGCUGGUGCAGCAGCUCCGAGCAGAGAAGGAGAGCCUGGAGAGUGCCCUGAUGGGGACGCACCAGGAGCUGGAGAUGUUUGGGAGCCAGCCCGCCUUCCCGGAGAAGCUGCUGCACAAGAAGGAAUCACUCCAGAACCAGCUCAUCAACAUCCGCGUGGAGCUGUCGCAGGCCAGCACGGCCUUGGCAAAUAGCACUGCUGAGUAUGAGAGCCUGGAGAGCGAGGUGUCCGCCCUGCACGACGACCUCUGGGAGCAGCUGAACCUGGAUAUCCAAAACGAAAUGCUCAACCGGCAGAUCCAGAAGGAGAUCUGGCGGAUCCAGGAUGUGAUGGAGGGGCUGAGGAAGAACAACCCGUCCCGCGGCACAGACACUGCCAAGCAUAGAGUGGCCAUCGGCCCCUCGGGGACGUACAGCUCCAACAGCCCCGCCAGCCCCCUGAGCUCAGCCAGCCUUACCAGCCCCCUCAGCCCCUUCUCCCUCAUCUCCGGCUCCCAGGGCUCGCCCACCAAGCCAGGACCCGGCGAGGAACCAGGCCCACCUCGACCUCCCCUCCCCAAGUCCUACGUACCCCUGGAGUCUCCUCCGACCGUUCCUCCGCUCCCCGGCGAGAGCCGCCUCUGGCCGUACCCCACCUCCCCUUCCUGGCAGCAAGGUGGCGAGGCGAAGAGGGGACAGCCCAAGCCAAGCUUCGAGCAGAGCAAGAAAGAGGUGCAGCGAGCAGCCCCCACCGGGCCGUCUGCUGAGGGGCUCCCGCAGAGCCGGCAGGAGCAGGAGGCAGAGAAGCAAGCGGCUCUCAACAAGGUGGGCAUCGUCCCCCCCAGGACCAAGUCUCCAGCAGAGGAGGAGGUGGUGCCUGUGGCUGGUGUGCCAAGGAGGAGCACCGGUGGCAUGGCCAACGGGCUCAGCUCUCGGGAGAGACCAAAGAGCGCCGUGUUUGCCAACGAGACGAAGGUGAAGAUGAGCGUGGAGGAGCAGAUUGACCGCAUGAAACGCCACCAGAGCGGCUCGAUGAAGGAGAAGCGGCGCAGCCUGCAGCUCCCCGGCAGCCAGCAGCCCGACAUCCCCAGCACAAAGGCACCCACCUCCUACAAGCUGGUGCGCCGGCACCGCAGCAUCCACGAGGUGGACAUCUCCGACCUGGAGGCAGCGCUGCGCUCCGAUGACCCCGGCAAGGUCUACGAGACGCCCCAGGAGGAGAUCGCCCGGCUGCGCAAGAUGGAGCUGGAGCCGCAGCACUAUGAUGUGGACAUCAACAAGGAGCUCUCCACGCCAGACAAAGUCAUCAUCCCUGAGCGGUAUGUCGAACUGGAGCCUGACACGCCGCUCAGCCCUGAGGAGAUGAAGGAGAAGCAGAAGAAGGUGGAAAGGAUCAAGACACUUAUUGCCAAAUCCAGCCUGCAGAACGUCAUCCCCCUGGGCGAGGGAGAGGUGGAUGCCCCCCAGGACCCCGAAACCCAGCUGCAGGAGCAGGAGAAGAGGAUAGAGAUCUCAUGUGCACUGGCUGCUGAGGCCUCCCGCCGGGGCCGCAUGCUCUCGGCUCAAUGCGCUACCCCAAGCCCUCCCACCUCCCCAGCCUCCCCGACUCCACCGACCAACCCCCUCUCGUCUGAAACAUCCCGGGUCGCCGACAACAGCCAUUUUAUGCGUGUCUGAGCCAUGAACUCAAGCCCUGGCUGCUGCUGGCACCAUCAAGUUCCAUGGGGCCACGUUUUAGCACCCCAAUAUGACACCGAACCUCUCACCAUCGUUUUUGGUUCUCCUGGACCCCCUUCCCUCCCACCGAUGGCGAGACCACCCUGUACAGCUGAGCAGGAAGAUACAUUGCCGACUGCAAAGCUUCUCUUCCCUGUCCCGGAGAAGAUGUGCAGGUGACGGGAGGUUGUCCGCUGGAGCGUGCUGCCCGAGGAGCCCGCGGGCUGCCAGCUGGCACGGGGACAGAUCUGCAGUGUCCUGGGCAUCAGGCUUGCAUGGACAGCCAAGCAGGGGCAUCUGCAGCAGCGGCCCCCGCCACAGCAGCUGUCUCCCUGCCAGGGGAGCGUAGGACUCCCUGGGCUCCCUGUGCUGAUGCGUUGGUCUCCCAAAGGUCUGUGAAGGGGCUCUUCUGGGUGGAGACCAGCCAGUCCCCACCGUGGAUGGUGCUUCCACUGGACCUGGAUGCUCCAUCGCUGCUCCUUGGGCACCUCUUCCCCUCCCUGUGCCCUGAACCUGCUUUUAGCAUCCAUCUGGCUGGGGGUAGUAGCCAGCAGAGCCUGGCCUGUCCAUCGCUCCUCGCUCUGGUGGGUCAGCAGGAGGAAGAAGGAGCUGUAUCGGGGACAGGGCGGCUGGAGGUGGGACCGGGGGGAGGACACGGAGGAGCCCAGGGGAGCAGCGUGCUCAGGAUCGAGGUGAUAUGAGGCCUGCCCGGGGCACCGGUGCGCCGCUGGCACGGAGCAGGAGGUCUGGGCAGGGAUGGGGAUGUUGCAUGGGAGCAGAGGGGCGGUGGAAUGGUGAAGCCAUGGGGUUGGCAGGGAUCCAUCUGCGGUGGAUGGGGAUGGUGACAAGAAGGGGAAGGAGCUUGGGAGCCAGGCGGUAGCAGCGGGGCUCAUCCUUGGCACGGGGAGCAGCGCCGCGGCUCCCCCCACCUUGGCGGCUUGCCCCAAGACCUUGCCAUUGCACUCCAGACCCUUCAGUGUGUUUGGUUUUCCUGUAGCAAGUUUAACCUUUUCUUUAGCUUUCUGGAGUGAGGAAAAAAAGCUGGUUCUGCCUGGAAAAGGGGAAUCCCACGCGAGGUUGUGCAGUUGGCAGGGCUGCUGCGAUGGGGCCGGGGUGGACAAGGUGGAUGGAGUUGAGGAGCUAGAUGCCAUCCAUCCUGCAGCUAUUUCCCUACUGGCCUGAUCCUGACACCCACCAGGACGCCUGCCCCGUGCUCCCCCCUCUGCAUCCCCAUCGCCCCCCGCGCACCCCAUCUUAGCAAUACUGGUGGCAUCCCAGGAGCCCCGAGUCCCGUGCCGCUCCAGAGCCUCCCGCAGCCCUCUUAGCUCAUAAAGCUGGCCCUUUAUUUUGCUAUUACAUGCCUUAAUAUAUGUUUUAUGGAAAUUAUACAUUUAUAAUAUAUAUCUAUAUUUGUUUUUCUCUUCUUUUCUGGGAGGUACUGUUUUGUGCUAAUCUCUCUCUCCGCAGGGUUGUUGGCACCAGCCCUGCCAAUGAGUUACAAAAGCAGAUUCUUCGCCAAUUUAUCAGAGAAAGAAAAAAAAGAAAAAAAAAAACCUAUUUAAAAAAUAUAUAUAUUUUCUGCUUUUAUUAAAAGCAAAUUUAUUUAAAAUAAAAUAUAAAGAGACUGUAA
Phalacrocorax carbo (great cormorant) is the source of this 6181-nucleotide messenger RNA. NCBI's taxonomy places the organism in Eukaryota, Metazoa, Chordata, Aves, Suliformes, Phalacrocoracidae. The record is from RefSeq and is a predicted model, not a curated record.